This is a messenger RNA of Eupeodes corollae, 678 nucleotides long. Its product is annotated as tigger transposable element-derived protein 2-like. The transcript has 2 exons. The record is from RefSeq and is a predicted model, not a curated record. Lineage: Eukaryota; Metazoa; Arthropoda; Insecta; Diptera; Syrphidae. Gene Ontology annotation, molecular function: nucleic acid binding. Bases 1 to 678 code for a protein of 225 amino acids.
AUGUUCUUACCACCGAAUGUCACUGCGUUAGUUCAGCCGAUGGAUCAAAAUGGUAUAAGAAUUACGAAGCUGCAUUAUAAGUCAAACUUGCUGUCGUUGGUCAUUGCCAACAAAAAUGAAGAUAUAAUUUCUGCCCUAAAGAACUUCAAUUUGCGCCAAGCCAUUACAUUGAUGUCAAAAUCGUGGGAUCAAGUAACUUCUCAAAUUCUUGAAAAAUGCUGCAACCCCAUUUUUAAUGAUGUCGAUAACAGUUUCUUUAACGACGAAGAUGAUGUCCCAUUAUCUACUCUCAGAGAACGCUGGAGGGAAAACUUGAUUGCAGAUGGGGAAGAAGCACCCUUGAUACAUUUGCUCGAACAAAUAGACAAUAAUCAGCAUUACACCGAAGAAGAAGUAAACGAAUGGUUACGCGAUGAAGAUGUUCCUGAUGGUGUUGAAGAUGAAGACAUCGAUUCGGAAAAUGAAUCUGACCCGGGUGAUGUUAUAAUGGUGCAAAACAUUGUAACUGACACCGAAGCCAUCGAAUCAAUCGAUAAAUUGAUCGAUUGGGCCAGUCAAAAUAACAGAACAUCAUCUGAAUUUACAGUACUCCAAAACCUCAGAGAAAGUGCGCUAAAAAAUGUUUUGCAGAAAACUAAGCAAUGUGAAAUAACAAUUUUUUUUCCAAAGUUGGUUUAA